Molecule: messenger RNA, 333 nt
Organism: Exserohilum turcica Et28A
Lineage: Eukaryota; Fungi; Ascomycota; Dothideomycetes; Pleosporales; Pleosporaceae
Exons: 1
Coding region: 1-333 (110 amino acids)
Biological process (GO): regulation of DNA-templated transcription
Molecular function (GO): DNA-binding transcription factor activity
Source: RefSeq, a predicted model, not a curated record
AUGCCAGCUCCGGCCGAACAAGCACCCCUUGCGCCGCCCACCCCGUUGAACGUGAAACAACUGAACCGCAUUCAGAAAAGACGCAUUGCCCGAGAGAAGCUCCAAGCGCAUCUUGCACUGAAACGAGAAAACGCCAAGCUAUACGGCGAAUCGCCGCCCUACUCCAGCCGUCCACAGCAAAUACAAGGAUGCAUGCGACGGCCCAGAGGCCCCAACGGGCGUUUUCUGACACCUGAGGAAUGCAUCCUCAUCCAAACCAUGAACACCCUGGCCCUCCAAAAUUCCAAACCACCAUCACCACCACCGCUUUUCACAGCAAAAGCAAAGCUUUGA